Emiliania huxleyi CCMP1516 is the source of this 594-nucleotide messenger RNA. RefSeq lists its product as hypothetical. NCBI's taxonomy places the organism in Eukaryota, Haptophyta, Isochrysidales, Noelaerhabdaceae. The transcript has 2 exons. The record is from RefSeq and is a predicted model, not a curated record. Bases 1 to 594 code for a protein of 197 amino acids.
AUGGUCAAUCGCUGGAGCGGCCACGUUACAACAGGGUUCGAACCCAGUACACAGCCGCCGUACACAGCCGCAGACACGAUGCCGACUCACGGCGGCCCCGGCCGCUUCGAUACUGUCGCGGGCCUUCUCGCCGCGACGCCGCCUCAACUUCGGCUCCUGGACAGCUCGCUGCCCGACGACGCCGAGCGCGCCGCUGUGCGCAGCUGCUGCGCUGGUACGCUUGCGUCUUGCAUCGCACAGCUCGACGCUGUGAUUGCACCGCAUGCCGUCCGCAUGAUGGACGGGAGGCUUCCGACAAGCGACGCUUUCCGUGGCGACGACCACGAUCUCAGCAAGCUGAAGGCGCUCAAAACUGUCGCCACGAUGGUCCUGCAGGACGGACCGAUGCUCUAUCGCGAGGCCUGCGCGAGUCUCGUCCACGCGCGCUCCACCUUCUUCUCGGACCUCAACGCGGCGCUCGAUGCCGAUGUCUUUGAUUCUGCCUUUCGAUUCAAAUCGCCGUCGUGGCUCGCGAAGCGCGCGGGGCAUGAGCUGUUGGCGCGCGUACCGCUCACUGCAUCGCGCGAACACGUGCCGCACGACCGGACGGCCUAA